AUGAAAAACUCUCAAUUUCUCGUUAUCUUGACGCUUUUGCUGUUAACAGUAUCACCAGCAACUAUUAGUGCACAAUUAGACGAAGAUCCCGUAUCAGCAGUUACCUCUACCAAUGUCACUAGUGGCAACAUUCGCUUAUAUACCGAAGAAUUUGGCGACCCGAAGAAUCCGACUGUAAUUUUUAUUUCGGAGCUCUUACAAUCGCGCUUAGUAUGGGAGCCACAACUACCGUAA
This is a messenger RNA of Ambispora gerdemannii, 234 nucleotides long. NCBI's taxonomy places the organism in Eukaryota, Fungi, Glomeromycota, Glomeromycetes, Archaeosporales, Ambisporaceae. The record is from the annotation of a GenBank genome assembly.